Molecule: messenger RNA, 2355 nt
Organism: Onychostoma macrolepis
Lineage: Eukaryota; Metazoa; Chordata; Actinopteri; Cypriniformes; Cyprinidae
Gene: tymp
Product: thymidine phosphorylase
Exons: 9
Coding region: 354-1721 (455 amino acids)
Biological process (GO): pyrimidine nucleoside metabolic process; pyrimidine nucleobase metabolic process
Cellular component (GO): cytosol
Molecular function (GO): 1,4-alpha-oligoglucan phosphorylase activity; pyrimidine-nucleoside phosphorylase activity
Source: RefSeq, a predicted model, not a curated record
AAGUGUUUUUCAUUGUUAGUUAAUGUUCAUUAAUACAUUAACUGACAUUAAUGAGAUCUUAUUGUAAAGUUUUACCAAUUUAUUAUUAUUAUUUUUAAUAAUUAUUAAACUAUAAAAUAUUACAGUAAAAAUUAAAGUUUAGGUACAAAAUUAGGUCUUUAUACCAUGUAAAUUGAUCACUUCAAUAAACGGCAAAAAAUUUUGAGCUGGACAAAUGUCAUUGUGUAAUUAAAUCAACUUUAGCAAAUUUUGGGAAAAUUCUAAUUCUUGACGUAACAUUUCCUCUGGACAAAGUUCCUGUUUUAUGCCUCACACAGCUGUUGACUGAAGACGACGCAUAAUCCGAUGUAAAGAUGUCUUCUAAAGACAGCACUGUUAGCUUCCCUGAGCUUAUAAAGCUGAAACGAGACGGUGGCCAACUCAACAGAGCUGAAAUAAGCACUUUUGUACAAGGAGUCACAUCGGGAGCCAUCCAGAAGUGUCAAAUAGGUGCUAUGCUAAUGGCCAUAUGGCAGAAGGGCAUGACUAAUGAAGAAACCCUGGCAAUGACGAGAGAGAUGAUGAACUCCGGAGAGACGUUUCAAUGGCCGAAGGAAUGGCUUGUGGUAGACAAACACUCAACCGGUGGAGUCGGAGACAAAGUCAGCCUUCCGCUUGCUCCUGCUCUGGCUGCAUGUGGCUGUAAGAUUCCCAUGAUAAGUGGAAGAGGACUGGCACAUACAGGUGGCACCCUGGACAAGCUGGAGUCUAUACCUGGGUUUAAAGUCAACCAGUCAGUUGAACAGGUGAAGCAGAUCCUAGAGGAUGUGGGCUGUUGUAUUGUGGGACAGACAGAGAGGCUAGUUCCAGCAGAUCGUGUUCUCUACGCCAUCAGAGACGCCACAUCAACUGUUGAUAGUCUUCCUCUUAUCAUCAGCUCCAUCAUCUCUAAGAAAGGAGCUGAAGGUCUGAGUGCUCUUGUGUUAGAUGUGAAGUUUGGCAGAGCUGCUCUGUAUAAAGAUUUAAAUAGCGCUCGGCGUCUUGCUCAGUCACUGGUCACUGCAGGCAACAAUUUGGGUGUGAAGACAGGGGCGGUGCUCAGCCGAAUGGACACUCCCAUUGGCCAGAGUGUGGGAAAUACGGUCGAGGUGUGUGAAGCCCUCGAGUGUCUUAAAGGACGAGGGUCAGAUGAUCUCAAGGAACUGGUCACAAAUUUAGGUGGUUAUCUAUUGUGGAUGUGUGGCCACUCCGGUACUCCAGAGAGCGGAAAAACUAAAAUCGCUGUGAAACUGGAGAAUGGAGAAGCCCUGAAAAAGUUUGAGGCGAUGCUGAUGGCUCAGGGUGUUUCUGCAGAUGUUGCACAUUCGCUGUGUUUAAACGAGACCGACUACUUUGAGCACAUGAAGCGUGCAGCGCAUCAGACAGAGCUCAAGGUGCUAGAUGAUGGAGCCGUUUUGGACAUUGGCGGUUUGGCCCUGGCUGAAGUGCUGCAUAAACUAGGUGCAGGACGUGCUAAAUCGGGAGAGGAAAUCGAUCAUAGUGUGGGAGCAGAGAUCUUGGUUGAGAUGGGACAGCAGGUACAGAAAGGUCAAUCAUGGAUCAGGAUUCAUCACAAUUGCCCAAAUCUGAAUCCACACUAUUCUGACCUGCAGAAAGCCUUGGUCAUUGGCAGCCAUGACAAAUACGAGACAGUAUCACGUAUGGCAGAAUUCAUCUACCCAGAUAAUCCCAACAUGUCAUAAAACAGCCUCAUUCGAAACAAAUGUUGUUUGUAACAAAUAUUUCAGUUUGAAUGUACUGUUACCAAGAAACUGUUUUCUUUAUAUGAAGCACUAAGGAGUUUUUACAAAAGAAAAACAUGACAAUGACCAACACUGACCUCUGCAUCUGGAAAAUCUUUAAACAUAUUUGCUUACCAGUAGCUGGAAUAUUAUUGUAGCCCAGGCCUGCUCGAUUCCGUCCAGUAAAACUUAGUUGCAGCUCUAAACAAAAUCACCUAAAAGGCCUUCAGUUUGAAAUUGCAGCCAGGUGUGUUGGAGCAGGAUUCAGUACACUAGAAUAGCAGAUGAAAUGCUGCCACCACUCACUCGCAGAGGAACUGCGGCAUUACUGACCACAAACCCCUGAAGCGCUCCUGAAUCUCAGAUUACAGGGUCAGCUCUCGUUCUUCUUGUAUAAAAAGCAUCUAAGAUGAUGCCUUGAGAUAUUCAUAGAUUCAUCAGAAGGUAAAAGGAAUCUGAUUCCACAAUCAGUGUUGGUUUUUAAAGUGUAACACUGGUGCUUCAUUUAUAUUUUUCAACAAAGUCUUUCUCUGUGUAUUUAAUCAAACCAAUUAAUCUGUGUGAUUAUCUAUUUUAAUAAAUGGAGGUUGGAGAA